GAGCAUCAUGGCAACCGUGGCAACCACCACCAAGGUUCCAGAGAUCCGCGACGUAACGAGAAUUGAACGCAUCGGUGCUCACUCCCAUAUCCGGGGACUGGGGCUGGACGAUGCCUUGGAGCCGCGGCAGGCCUCGCAGGGCAUGGUGGGGCAGCUGGUGGCCCGGCGGGCAGCGGGCGUGGUGCUGGAGAUGAUCCGAGAAGGCAAGAUCGCCGGCCGGGCAGUCCUUAUCGCCGGCCAGCCAGGCACCGGGAAAACGGCCAUCGCCAUGGGCAUGGCCCAGUCCCUGGGCCCCGACACCCCUUUCACAGCCAUUGCGGGCAGCGAGAUCUUCUCCCUGGAGAUGAGCAAGACGGAGGCCCUGACGCAGGCUUUCCGCCGCUCCAUCGGUGUCCGCAUCAAGGAGGAGACGGAGAUCAUCGAAGGGGAGGUCGUGGAGAUUCAGAUUGACCGGCCAGCUACGGGGACGGGCUCCAAGGUGGGCAAGCUGACCCUGAAGACCACAGAGAUGGAGACCAUCUAUGACCUGGGCACCAAGAUGAUCGAGUCCCUGACCAAGGACAAGGUCCAGGCCGGGGACGUGAUCACCAUAGACAAGGCCACAGGCAAGAUCUCAAAACUGGGGCGCUCCUUCACGCGGGCCCGGGACUACGAUGCCAUGGGCUCUCAGACCAAGUUCGUGCAGUGCCCGGACGGGGAGCUGCAAAAGCGCAAGGAGGUGGUGCACACAGUGUCCCUGCACGAGAUCGACGUCAUCAACUCCCGCACGCAGGGCUUCCUGGCGCUUUUCUCGGGCGACACGGGGGAGAUCAAGUCGGAAGUCCGGGAACAGAUCAACGCCAAGGUGGCUGAGUGGCGAGAGGAGGGCAAGGCCGAGAUCAUCCCCGGGGUGCUAUUCAUCGACGAGGUCCACAUGCUGGACAUCGAGAGCUUCUCCUUCCUCAACCGGGCCCUGGAGAGUGACAUGGCACCGGUCCUCAUCAUGGCCACCAACCGCGGCAUCACGCGGAUCCGGGGCACCAGUUACCAGAGCCCGCACGGCAUCCCCAUUGACCUGCUUGACCGGCUGCUCAUCGUGUCCACGUCGCCCUACAGCGAGAAGGACAUGAAGCAGAUCCUCCGCAUCCGGUGUGAGGAAGAGGAUGUGGAGAUGAGCGAGGACGCCUACACGGUGCUGACUCGCAUUGGGCUGGAGACCUCGCUGCGCUACGCCAUCCAGCUCAUCACUGCCGCCAGCCUGGUGUGCCGGAAACGCAAGGGCACAGAAGUACAGGUGGACGACAUCAAGAGGGUCUACUCACUGUUCCUGGACGAGUCCCGCUCCACCCAGUACAUGAAGGAGUACCAGGACGCCUUCCUCUUCAACGAGCUCAAAGGCGAGACCAUGGACACCUCCUGAGCGGAUGGCCCUCCACACCCCCUUUUCUAGCCUGAGUUCUGCACUGUGACUUUGACUUUGUAUAAAAUGGUU
Messenger RNA from Elephantulus edwardii (Cape elephant shrew), 1471 nucleotides. RefSeq names its product RuvB-like AAA ATPase 2 (gene RUVBL2). Gene Ontology annotation, molecular function: DNA helicase activity; ATP hydrolysis activity; ATP binding. Gene Ontology annotation, biological process: chromatin remodeling; box C/D snoRNP assembly; regulation of transcription by RNA polymerase II. The coding region runs from base 8 to 1399 and encodes 463 amino acids. The record is from RefSeq and is a predicted model, not a curated record. Gene Ontology annotation, cellular component: Ino80 complex; Swr1 complex; R2TP complex. Lineage: Eukaryota; Metazoa; Chordata; Mammalia; Macroscelidea; Macroscelididae. The transcript has 15 exons.